AUGGCUGGCCAUUCUAAUCCCCCGGAUUUGAACGCCGUGCUUCAAACACUCUCCAGCCUUGCUUCUCAGGGUAGCUCAUCUGAAAUCUCUCAGCCGAUCUCACUACAGCCUCAUGCUUCUCGGCCGUCAAGGGCUGAGCCAAGUCAUACACCCCGGCCGGUGCAUUCAAAUCCACCAAAGCCGAGCACUCCUACUAUUGACCCUUCGACAAUUACUACUUGGCCUGCAGCAUUACGUUAUGUCAUGCGGACCGUGGGCCAGAACGAAGAAACCCAGCUCCGAAUCCGUGGCUUGAUCCGAAGCCAGCAUAGCCAUGAAAGGCAGUGGUGGAAGGGUCGUGAGGCCUUGCUUCAAAGGCAGGGGGCUCGAGGGGAUAAACAGAAAGAGCUAGAUGCAGUCUUACGAUCGAUUGGCGCACCCGUUGAAUCAAAAGAAACAUCUACCACAGAAGAGGACCAAGCAGAACUUAAAAACUACGAUGCAAAGAUUUACAAAGCUUCUAUGCAGAUGGCAGAUGCCUUAACAGCAGAACUGCGCGGACACCAGAUCCCUUUCUUUGUUCUCAAGAAGAGUUUGGUUCAAGACUCAACAUCGUCAGCGGAUCUUGAUGGUACACCUGGUAUGGAUCAAAAACUGUCCAAACCAGACCUCAUAGAACUGCAGCGUCGCAUGCUGCAGUUGCUUGAGGAUCUUUGCAAAGAAUAA
This is a messenger RNA of Penicillium longicatenatum, 705 nucleotides long. RefSeq names its product DUF2458 domain-containing protein. The transcript has 3 exons. The record is from RefSeq and is a predicted model, not a curated record. NCBI's taxonomy places the organism in Eukaryota, Fungi, Ascomycota, Eurotiomycetes, Eurotiales, Aspergillaceae. The coding region runs from base 1 to 705 and encodes 234 amino acids.